AUUUAUUUUCCUGAAUAUGCUGCAAAACCGAGAGGAGAGAACCAGAUUUACAGGUCGCACAGGUAUGGCUGGGAGGAGCCGUGGAUUGUCAGGUGUGGUUUGCCACCAACCAAAUACCAGCAGUGCACCGACGACAAACAGCCAACAGCGGAAAGAGGUGGAAAGUUGCCUUGAAACGCCACAAGUGGAGUGGAAUAAAACAUCAACCCGUGGCCGGUGCGACAUCCCCUAGGGUGUGCCUGCAGGAACGGAAGAAUUGUGCAUGCAGAGGGGACAGAUGGCCCAAAGAAGGGAGGAAAGUAAAGGUGACGAUCCGAAGAUUGAACUCUUUGUCAAGGCCAGCAGUGAUGCCGAAAGUGUGGGCAACUGUCCUUUCUCUCAGAGACUCUUCAUGAUUCUCUGGUUAAAAGGGGCCAAAUUUCUGCUCACCACAGUAGACAUGAAAAGAUCCCCGGAUGUGCUGAAGGAGUUGGCUCCGGGCUCUCAGCCUCCAUUUCUGGUCUUCAAUGGUGAAGUCAAAACAGACGUGAACAAAAUCGAGGAGUUCCUGGAGGAGAGAUUAGCACCGCCCAAGUACCCCAAAUUGUGCUGUCGAUACAAGGAGUCCCAGUCAGUUGGAGAAGACGUCUUCCGCAAAUUCUCCGCAUAUAUUAAGAAUUCCAUCCCUGGAUUAAAUGACAUGUUAGAGAAGAAAUUCCUGUCAACCUUGGUGAAGCUCAACAUGUACUUUUUGACGCCCCUCCCUCACGAGUUGGACCAGAACCCGAACCUCACAGAAUCUUCGCGCCCCUACCUGGAUGGAGACUCUCUCACUUUGGCCGACUGCAACCUGCUUCCCAAACUCAACAUUGUCAAGGUGGUGUGCAAGGUGUACCGCAACUUUGACAUCUCUCCUGAACUGAAAGGCCUCACUCGGUACCUGGACAACGCCUACAAAAAGGAUGAGUUUCGCUUGAGUUGCCCAAAGGACAUCGAGGUCCUCCUCGCGUACAAAUCUGUGGCGAAGUAUCUCAAUAAAUAGAAGACCAGAUAAAGAGGUUAUACAGGGUGUCCCAAAAGUAAAUCUACACAUCCUUUAUGAAUUUGUGGUCGUCUGCACUUGACAGCUUAAGGGGUUUACAAGUUUUUGAAAGCAGCAAAUCCUUACUUUGUCCUUUGGCUCACCAGUUGACAAUGGCGCUUGCGCUGCAAGUCAAACUGAAUCCAACGCGGCGGGUUUCUUGAAGCAGGAUUUUGUGUUGAAUGACUUUUCGGACACCCUUUGUAAGAUAUUGCUUACAACUGUCAGUUUAGCUUCAAAAUCCACAGACCUACUUUUAAAUGUCUUCAUAUGUACAUGCUGCAUUAACUAUUAAAAUCCUAUGGUGUUACUUUUGUGGCGUUCUUAUACUGCUCCUUUGAAAAAGCAUAGACGCACUCCUUUAGCCACAGAAUAUUGAUGUUUUGUGCCAUUGUGCACUGAUGUAUUAUUUGUAAAUGUAUCCACAGAAUGUAUUUGGCCUUUCCUCCAUGUAAACUGCAAUGAAGGAAUCGCCUUUUAAUAUAAAUGUCAAAAGCUUCAUGUACUCACGUUUCAUUGUAACAUCACUUUUUGAUCUCAUAGCAUCUUUUUUUUCAAAAUGUGUACCUAUUGGAGAGAAAGCAUUAGCAUUACCUCUUAUAUAUAGCUAUUAUUACUUUAAGCGGUAAUUACUUCAUAUCUGUAUGCUGUUGUCUUCAUUCCUCCCAACUUUCUGUCCCAAGAAAUAAAAUGUAAGAAAAAAAAAACUGUAUAAACCAAAA
Molecule: messenger RNA, 1782 nt
Organism: Hippocampus comes (tiger tail seahorse)
Lineage: Eukaryota; Metazoa; Chordata; Actinopteri; Syngnathiformes; Syngnathidae
Gene: clic3
Product: chloride intracellular channel 3
Exons: 7
Coding region: 263-1021 (252 amino acids)
Source: RefSeq, a predicted model, not a curated record